Messenger RNA from Orcinus orca (killer whale), 507 nucleotides. RefSeq names its product defensin beta 128 (gene DEFB128). Gene Ontology annotation, biological process: innate immune response. Gene Ontology annotation, cellular component: extracellular region. The record is from RefSeq and is a predicted model, not a curated record. NCBI's taxonomy places the organism in Eukaryota, Metazoa, Chordata, Mammalia, Artiodactyla, Delphinidae. The transcript is spliced from 2 exons. Bases 90 to 374 code for a protein of 94 amino acids.
CUCAUCUUGAAAGACUCUUCGUGACUGUGUGACACAGGUCACUGGACAAAGAAAUUCUGCUGCCUAUUUGUCUUGGGAAGUCUGUAAACAUGAAGCUGUUUCUGGUUCUCAUUAUUCUGCUGUUUGAGGUACCCAAAGAUGAAGCACGACACAGAAGAUGCUUUCGUAGCAUAUCAGGUUACUGCAGGAAGAAAUGCAACCUGGGAGAAACAUAUGAAAUAGCAUGUGUGAACGGAAAAUUAUGUUGUAUUAAUGACGAUGCAAAGAGACAAUAUCAACAAGUCACAGAGCCACCUGAACCUUCAAGGAAGCCUGAUCAUAACUUGGACUAUGCUAUCUUACCCACUGUCACACUUAGCACAAUUUCACUAUAAACCAAGCGCUUGUACCAUCGGUCUCCACUCUUCUUAAACCAAAAGUGUCACCUAAUCCAACAGACAAGGGCAAAAGAUUUAUCGACUUCUUUUGUGAACUUGAUUCUCUACGUAAUAAAGUCCUAUGCUUUUC